Molecule: messenger RNA, 297 nt
Organism: Penaeus chinensis
Lineage: Eukaryota; Metazoa; Arthropoda; Malacostraca; Decapoda; Penaeidae
Exons: 2
Coding region: 1-297 (98 amino acids)
Source: RefSeq, a predicted model, not a curated record
AUGAACCCAAGCUCUAUCCACACCCACAAUCCACCCACGCCCACAAUCCACCCACAGAACAACACAACCACAACCCAUCCACAUCCUCAGCCCAAGCACUAUCCACACCCACAAUCCACCUACGUCCACAAUCCACCCACGCAACACAACUACAACCCACCCACAUCCUCAGCUCAAGCACUAUCCAUACCCACAAUCCCCCCCACGCCCACAAUCCAUCCACAAUCCACCCACAGAACAACACAACCACAACCCAUCCACUAUCCACACCCACAAUCCACCCACAGAACGGAAUAG